AAAAAACAACAAAAAAAAAUAAAUAAAUAAAGAUGCUGCUUCAAGCUUCAACUGGCAUCAUCAAGCUGUGGUGGAGAGAGAAGAGAGGUAGAGCACAUCAUAAACUCCCUUCUAUUUUCCCCACUUGUAUAACAAAAAACCCAUCAAAUAAAUCUUCACAUUGUUCAUUAUAUAUCCCAAUUUACUACUUUUCUCACAAAUUUAAUUUCAUCAAGAAUAUCAAAAUCAAAGUUAGUGGGAUUAUUUUUGUUUAGUGGGUUGAAUUCUUGACGGAAAAGCGAAAAAUACCCAAGAAUUUAUGUGGGUGAAUUUGCUACAAUUUGUCGAUAUUUUUUAAUCCCCCAUUGAAAAUAUUAAGAAAGUUGAAAAGGGUUUGCCUUUUGGAGAUUGAUAAAUUCAUAGUAUUGAUAAGAUUGUGCAUGUAAAAAGGAGGAGAAUAUACUAAGUUGUUAUUGGAUUUGAUUUGAUAAGAAGAACAACAUAAUGCCUCUUACUUUACUAUGGGUAGUGUCUCCAACCACAGAGGUGUACAGUGGGUUUGGAGUAGCAGAAUCAUUAGUUAGUCGUUCGAUUUCGAAUGGGAGAUCAAAGAGGAUGUGUAAGAAGCAAGAGAGUUGGAAUUCUUGGACAUAUAAUGUUGCAAAACAUCAAAAGAGGAGUGGAUUCCCUGUGCUUUCGAGCAUGGUUGCGAAUCCAACCGGAGAAAUGGCGGUUUUGUCAUCUGAGCAAAGAGUGUAUGAUGUGGUGUUGAAGCAGGCGGCGUUGGUAAAUAGGGAGUUAAGGUCGCGUGAUGAUCUUGAUGUUGAUGUGAAGCCUGAUAUUGUUGUCCCUGGGACUUUAUCCUUGCUUAAUGAGGCUUAUGAUCGGUGUAGUGAAGUUUGUGCCGAAUAUGCCAAGACAUUUUACUUGGGAACUCAGCUUAUGACCCCUGCGAGGCGAAAGGCUAUCUGGGCAAUAUAUGUGUGGUGUAGGAGGACCGAUGAGCUUGUCGAUGGGCCAAAUGCUUCACACAUAACACCUACUGCUUUGGAUAGGUGGGAGACAAGGUUGGAAGACCUUUUCAGAGGUCGUCCCUUUGAUAUGCUUGACGCUGCCUUAUCUGACACUGUCACUAAGUUUCCUAUUGAUAUCCAGCCAUUCAAAGACAUGAUUGAAGGAAUGAGGAUGGAUCUUAGGAAGUCUAGAUACAAGAACUUUGACGAGUUAUACUUGUAUUGCUAUUAUGUUGCUGGAACUGUUGGAUUGAUGAGUGUUCCUGUCAUGGGCAUAGCACCUGAAUCAAAGGCGUCAACCGAAAGUGUCUACAACGCUGCAUUAGCUUUAGGGAUUGCAAAUCAGCUCACUAAUAUUCUUCGAGAUGUUGGAGAAGAUGCAAGGAGAGGACGGGUUUAUUUGCCACAAGAUGAAUUGGCGCAGGCAGGUCUUUCAGAUGAAGAUAUAUUUGCAGGAAAGGUAACAGAAAAAUGGAGGACAUUCAUGAAGAAACAGAUCAAGCGAGCCAGGAUGUUCUUUGAUGAAGCAGAGAACGGGGUUUCAGAACUUAGUGCAGCUAGCAGAUGGCCGGUUUGGGCAUCAUUGCUUCUGUAUCGUCAAAUACUGGAUGAGAUCGAAGCUAACGAUUACAACAACUUCACAAAGAGGGCUUAUGUUGGCAAAGCCAAGAAGCUUCUGUCGUUACCAAUAGCUUAUGCAAAAUCCAUCGUUCCACCUCGAUCAACGACCAACCUUGCAAAGGCGUAGAAUUCAAGCAAACAAGUAAUGACCAGAGUAGUGGAUUCCAUUGUAAAGCUUGAGAUAUGUAUAUACACUGAAAAUACCUACAUUCAUAAAUGUUACGAAAAUUCUUUAGAACUGGUACCAGUAAAAUUGACAUUUUUGUUCGAAACCAUCGUCAAGCUUGUACUUAAUCUUGUGGUAGGAUUAAAGGGGCGCCGACAACAGAUUUGUAGGUUCGUGAUGCGAAGAGUGUUUCUCAACAAUUGUAACAAAGAUGAGAAACAUUUCCCAUUUUGACAAGAUGAUAUAUGAAUUAAAAAAUGUGAAAGGAAAUUCAUUUA
Messenger RNA from Chenopodium quinoa (quinoa), 2057 nucleotides. RefSeq names its product phytoene synthase 2, chloroplastic-like. Gene Ontology annotation, biological process: carotenoid biosynthetic process. NCBI's taxonomy places the organism in Eukaryota, Viridiplantae, Streptophyta, Magnoliopsida, Caryophyllales, Amaranthaceae. The coding region runs from base 484 to 1740 and encodes 418 amino acids. The record is from RefSeq and is a predicted model, not a curated record. Gene Ontology annotation, molecular function: geranylgeranyl diphosphate synthase activity. The transcript is spliced from 7 exons.